AGCUCUUCUUGCCGUUUGACAUUCACGACCACGACGAACGACCAUCUCUUUAAUUUGUCGCGGACAGGACAGAAGGACAGGACAGACAGCAGCAGACUCGCAUCAUGACUAGCUCUUCGCCAACACCGGAUAUCGGUUCUCUUUCGCUCUCUUCCCAGCCCUCGCACCAACGUCUGCACGACACUUAUGACUACGACGGCAACGGCGGCGCAUCCAACAACGGCAGGAACCCCCUUUACUUCCAGACGUCCCCCUCCGUCCCCGUCCAGUCGCAGUACAACCCACUCACCCUAAACCAGUCCCCCCUCAAGAACAAGACCAUCCGCGGCGGCCUCCCAUCUCAAUGGCUUGACAAUUCUACCAUGUACCCCGAUAAUCGCUCCCUCUCGCCCCCCAACAACUCGGAUCUUUCCUCGGGAGGCGGCUCGCCCCCACUCCCGAACAUCACCACCCCGGGCAUGCCAGGUGCACUAGGCCAGGGUGCUGACGAUGAGAUUAUACCCACCGCAAUCGUCAUCAAGAACAUCCCUUUUAAUGUCAAACGCGAGACCCUCCUUGAUAUCAUCGUCUCCCUCUCCAUCCCAACCCCCUACGCGUUCAACUACCACCUCGACCAGUCUGGCUCCUUCCGCGGCCUCGCCUUCGCCAACUUCCGCCAAGCCUCCGACGCCGACGCCGUCGUCGCCGCUCUGAACGGCUUCGACGUCCAAGGCCGCAAGCUCCGCGUCGAAUACAAAAAAGUCCUCCAACAGGGCGAAAAGGAGCGGAUCGAGCGCGAAAAGGCGAUCCGCCGGAUGCGCUCCAUGCAGCUCGAGAAGGAACAACUCCAACAACAAUCGCCCGCGCAGCAGUUCCAGCAGCAGGGCCUCCAGCUCGCCCAACAACAGGGAGUAGGCACCCCAUACGACGACUUUGGGCCGAUCAUGCCCCCGGGGACGUCCUCGUUCGUCCCACAGCGUUCGUUCUCGGCGGGCAAUACGGCAGCGUAUGGUAGUCCGCAGCAGUACUCGCCUCCGCCGCCGAUGCCGAUGCCCAACCAGUACGGCAUGCAGACGCACACGCCGCCUCCGCAAUUGCAACAGCCGAUGAACGCGGUGUCGCCUGGUCCGUCCGGCGGCGUGAAGAGCCCGUCGAAUGAGCUCGAUCUGAACGAUCCGUCGACGUUGGAGAUUUAUUCGAGGAUCUUGUUGUUCAAGGAUGACCCGAUGCGGGACGAGCUCGCGUUCUCGAGGACGCUCAGUCCCAAGCAGAGGAGGGUCGUGCAUCUGAUCGCGCAGAAGUUGGGCGUGUAUCAUUACUCGACGGGCGAGGGCGAGGACAGGCAUGCCGUCGUGACUCGUAUCGACCCCGAAAAGAGACAGCAACAGCACCCAGCCCUGCAACGCGUUCCCUCAGCGUACCUCACCCCGUCCCCCUCCAUGGCCCAAUCCCUCCGCAUGAAGAAAUCCAUGCCGGACAUGAAGACGCUACACACGCAAGCUCCCCGCCUCACCACGCGCGCCUCCAACGGAAACAUUCGCGAAGGCUACGCCACCAUCGCCUCGCCCUCGCGUCGCUCUCCCGGGGGGUUCGGCGCUCUCUUCGGGCAGAACCUCAAUUUUGGCGCGAACAACAACAACUCGCCGUCCAACAACAACGGGAGCGGGGUGCCUCCGGUGCCCAGUCUGCCGGCGAGCGUGUUGACAGGUGUGGGCGUUAAUGGCAACGGUGGUGCGGAUAGCCCGACGAGUGGAGGGGUGGUGAGGCAGCCGAGGGGUCCGGGGGGUGGUGUGGGCGGGUUUGGGACGAGGAGGGAGAGGGUGGCGGUUAGUGAGACUUUGUCGAGGGGGAACGGGGGCCUGGAGGCGAGGUCGCACGAGCCGUUGGAGAUGUGAAGGGUGGGGUAGGUCGAAGUCAUUUGGAUCAUUAGAGAAUGGACGGUUAGGUUUGAAUCCUCAAUCUCGGUUCAUGUUUGCUUAUCCCUUUUGUGUCUACGUUCGUGAUUAUCUGGUGCUGAAAUAUUUUUUUCUUCUUCUGCUUGCUUACGCGGAUUUCCAUCUUUCGGUUUCGCUCGCUAUACAUGAUCUUGUAUAUUUCCUUUCGGCAACGCAACGCCAGCAUUAACGCCUCUUUACUCUCUGCUCCCUGCUCGCGCUCUUUCCUCUGGUUCUCCUUCUAACCAUCUUCUUACUCGCACUCGUACGUCAGUCAGUGGAAGUUAUCGUCGCUCUUUUUUAGGGAGAACCGGGAAGCUCUGUCUAUGUUCUCUAAUACACCAAUCCAACCAACCAACAUACUCCCACCUCACCUUACUCAGUACUCAAUACUCAGUCCAGUCCAAUCGAUGUCGCAUAAAGUCGUUCCUUCUCUCCCUCUCCCUCUCUUUUCUCGUUCUCGUUCUACUCCUACUUGUUCUCUCGGUUCUGUGCCCCAGUUCCUUCAAAGCUGAAUCCCUACCUACUUGCUACAACCGGUUAUUUUAGUGCUCAUCCUUUGCUCCGUUCUCGUUUCUUCCUGCUGCAGUGCAUGGCUUCCCAUCUCUGGGUUUCUCUCUCCUUCGUCUUCGUCUCUUCGUCUUCGAUCUGAUUCUGCUUACUGCUCCAUCCCAUCCGGGUCGUAAUUACUCUUACUCUGCUCAUGUCCAUCCAAUUCCAAUUUCACUCCAUAUUACAC
This is a messenger RNA of Stereum hirsutum FP-91666 SS1, 2652 nucleotides long. RefSeq lists its product as uncharacterized. The record is from RefSeq and is a predicted model, not a curated record. Gene Ontology annotation, molecular function: mRNA binding. The transcript is spliced from 4 exons. Bases 105 to 1874 code for a protein of 589 amino acids. Gene Ontology annotation, cellular component: cytoplasm; nucleus. NCBI's taxonomy places the organism in Eukaryota, Fungi, Basidiomycota, Agaricomycetes, Russulales, Stereaceae.